AAAUAUCUAGCAAAGACAUGUUCAAAUAACUGCUCAGGAACAUAUCCACCAUCCACGUCAAGCACUGCUUCCCAUUUGCUAGCCAUUCACUUCUUUAAAAGUUGUAAAACCAGCCAUCUUAAAGCUCAUCUGAGGUCGCACAUCGGAUCACGGCCGUUCCAAUGCCAAUGGUUUCAAUGUGGAAAGACAUUUUCACGAUCGGAUCAGUUACAGCGCCAUCUGCGAGCACACACUGGUGAACGACGACAUCACUGUCCGAGAUGUGGGCGAGGCUUCGCUAGGUCUGAUCAUUUGAAGCAACAUCUAGUCACGCAACAUCCAAUCUGCACGUGA
This is a messenger RNA of Haemonchus placei, 333 nucleotides long. NCBI's taxonomy places the organism in Eukaryota, Metazoa, Nematoda, Chromadorea, Rhabditida, Trichostrongylidae. The record is from the annotation of a GenBank genome assembly.